This is a messenger RNA of Saccostrea echinata, 4617 nucleotides long. Its product is annotated as deleted in malignant brain tumors 1 protein-like. The transcript has 19 exons. NCBI's taxonomy places the organism in Eukaryota, Metazoa, Mollusca, Bivalvia, Ostreida, Ostreidae. Gene Ontology annotation, cellular component: membrane. The record is from RefSeq and is a predicted model, not a curated record. The annotation marks the transcript as partial.
CUGUUAUGAUAUAACUUUGAAGUUUUAUAGACGGACAUUUAAAAUCUUUCAAAAUAAAUAUUUAAUGGAAUUGGAAAUGCUCCAGUUUAAUUUACUGCGCAUGUGUGAAUGUUGACAGUCUUUCAAUGUAGGUCUUGCCAUCCUGUUGCACUGAUUCCGAGCGAGGCCCUUAUGGCUUUAUGAUUUUGUCAACAGAUGACCAUGGAGAAUGUAGGGAUAAUGAUUUUUACAUUACUAGUGCUUGUUUUUCCCGUGAUUACAGGACAGAGCAUUUCGGUACGAUUCAGUGGUACCGGGGCGACAGCUAAUCAGGGUAGAGUAGAGGUGCUCUAUAACGGUACAUGGGGGACGGUGUGUGAUGACCAAUUUGACACGGCGGAUGCUGGGGUGGUGUGUAGGAUGCAGGGAUUCAAUGAGGGAGGAACGGCCAUUACGAAUGGAACAUUUGGCGCGGGAACGGGCCGGAUAUGGAUGGAUGACGUGAACUGUGACGGCACAGAACAGUCGAUCGACCAAUGUCAGUUUUCAGGUUGGGGUAACACCAACUGUGGUCACAAUGAGGAUGUGGGGGUCCACUGCCGUACAUCAGGUGUGACUGCGGCCCCAACAGGGACACCGACUACCCGCGCUCCAGCUACCAUCCAACCCAACAACUGUACAGCAACUACUGCUCCAACUGCCCCCCAAAACUGGGACGUACGAAUUGUGGGCCCCACAGACCAGCGAGGACUCGGGUUCGUGGAGGUUUACCUUAACAAUCAAUGGAACGCCAUCUGCGAUGACCGCUGGGGCAGAGCCGACGCCCAGGUGAUCUGUAGAAUGCUCUGUUUUGAUCCGGUGGAUGCUCGAGCUGGUUCUCCGAUUGAAAUUAAUUAUGUCCGUCAAAACGUUAGUUCCACAUACGCUCUGGAUGACGUAGAAUGCCAAGGUAACGAAAACAGUAUCCGAGAUUGUACCUCUACAACAGGGGCAGCCAUUGAUUGUCGUGGGCAAGAUGAGUAUGCCAGUGUAGCCUGUACAAUAUUGGACAAUUCACCGCCAAUUCCACCGAUACCAACCUUAGAAUGUGCCAAUGGGCAGAUCAAGGCUUUGUUCAGUCGUCAGAAUGACAAGAACUUAGAAGAGAAGUUUCUAACAAUUUUCAACCAAACCACUGGUGUCUGUAAUCUCGUCAAAUCAACGGAUGCUAAUUUUGUUUCAAUUAGUAUACCAUUCGACGAAUGUGGAACCCGCGUUACGACAAACGAAACUCACAUUAUUUACACCAAUGUGAUUCGAUAUGACUACACAUCAACUGAAGGAAAUGUUUAUAGAGUGAAUACGUACCGAGUAGAAGUCUCGUGCGAGUUCCCACGAGAUUUGGAUACAGAUCAAGGAAUGCUUCCUCAAACAGAAAGUGUAACACAGAAAGCUCCAGGAACUUUCAACAUAAGAAUGGAUUUUUUUAAAAACAACUCAUUUAACAACCCUGUAUCAGACUUUCCAUUGAAUCUGACUCUAGGAGAGUGGCUUAAUGUUGCUCUCACUUUAGAGAAUGUGGACUCCAACCUUAAGCUAGUAGUUCCAGAUUGUGUGGCAACACCAACUACUUCUGAAACAGACCCCACGAAUUACCCACUAUUUGAGAACAAGUGUCAAUAUGAUCCAACUCUUGGGUUCUUUCCAUUAAAUUCGACCUCCUUUGGAUAUCGCUACCAAACAUUUAAGUUUGUCAAUUUCGAUGAGGUGUUUUUACAUUGUAAGGCGUUUGUGUGUUUGUUGACGGAAAAAGACGCCGAGUGUGACAGAAGUUGUAACUCAACAGCUGCAGCUACAACUGCUGCUCCAUCGGGGCGCAGACGACGAGAAGCCAUAUCGAGGCCAACUUACACGCGGCAUAUUUACCACAUCUACAGUCCUGCCAUGAGUUUUUAUAGGAAAGAUUAUGACAAUUCGAUAAUCAGACAAUGGAAUGUUACAGCCAGUCCGACAACAACACCUGUAACGACGAGUAGCUUGAAGCCUACGUCAUCAAAAGCUCAACCAACAACACAAACAGCACACAAGACAACAAAUCCAACAUCAACAAAGUUAGCAGCAAGUACCACAACAACACAAGUACGGACAACGAAAGCAGCAAAGGCAACAACGACAACAGCAGCACCAAAAUCAAUACAGAAAACAACAUCAAAAUCAACUCAAAAACCAACAAGUACACAGAAACCGACAAGCACACAAAAACCAAUAACUACAAUGAAACCCAAAUCAAAUUAUGCAACCUCAGUAAAAAUUGAGAGAGUGACAGUUGCACCAACAACACGGAAAGCAAAACCUAUUGUGAAUAAAAACAAGUUCUCUGAUUAUCCAGUAUCAUCGGGUUUAGCGGGUAAUAGCAAUAAACUUUCUAGCUCUUGCCAGAAACGUUUUGACUUUCUUGAUUUUGUUUGCUAUCAAUUGAUUUUACUAAGCUCAUUAUUACUUUUGGUUGUUUCUGUACGAUUCAGUGGCAAUGGAGCAACAGCUUAUCAGGGAAGGGUGGAGGUGCUAUACAAUGGUACCUGGGGGACGGUGUGUGAUGACCAAUUUGGUACGGAAGACGCAGGGGUUGUUUGUAGGAUGCAGGGGUUCAAUGAAGGAGGAAUAGCCUUAACGAAUGGAACUUUUGGGGCAGGUGUUGGUCAGAUAUGGAUGGAUGACCUGAAUUGUGACGGCACAGAGCAGUCGAUUGACCAGUGUCAAUUUUCAGGUUGGGGUAAAACCAACUGUGGUCACAACGAGGAUGUUGGAGUCUUUUGUCGUACCUCGAGUUCGACAACAGCGCCAUCGGUAAUAACAACGACACGUUCUCCGCCCAACAUCCAAUCCAACAACUGCACAACCACCCAAGCUACCCCGCAACAAUGGGACGUGCGUAUUAUAGGUCCUGCUAACCAAAGAGGUCUGGGCUUUGUCGAGAUAUACUACAAUAAUCAAUGGAACGCAGUCUGUGAUGAUUUGUGGGGUACUGCUGACGCUCAGGUGGUUUGUAGGAUGCUGUGUUUUGAUCCCGUUGACGCUCGAGCUGGUUCUCCCAUUGAUAUUGACUAUGUUCGCUCAAACGUCAGUUCCACGUACGCUCUGGAUGACGUAGAAUGCCAAGGUAACGAAAACAGUAUCGGGGACUGCAGGUCUACUACAGGUGCUCAGAUCAACUGUCACGGACCUGACGAAUAUGCCAGUGUGGCCUGUGUUAUACUGGACAACUCACCACCGACUCCUCCGAUGCCUAUCCUUGAAUGUUCCAACGGCAGAAUCAGGGCUUCAUUUAGUCGUCAGAGUGACAGAUAUUUAGAAGAGAAGUUUUUGAGUAUUUUUAAUCAAACUACUGGUGUCUGUAACGUUGUCAAGUCAACAGAUACCAAUUAUGUGUCCAUCAGUAUACCAUUUGACGAGUGCGGAACCGAUAUCAUGACAAACGAUUCCCACAUCAUAUAUACCACGGUUCUUCUUUAUGAUUACACAUCAACCGAAGGAAAUGUUCAUAGGGUGAACACAUAUCGAGUAGAAGUCUCCUGUGAGUUCCCAAGAGAAUUAUAUGCAAAUCGGGGAUUGUUACCGCAGUCAGAAAAUGUAACACAAAAGGCCCCUGGAACAUUCAACAUCAGAAUGGAGUUUUUCAGAAACAACUCAUUUAACAACCCUGUUACAAAUUAUCCAUUGAUCUUGACCCUGGGAGAGUGGCUAAAUGUAGCACUGACGCUGGAAACCACAGAUUCCAAUCUUAAACUGAUAGUUCCUGAUUGUGUGGCCACACCUUCUACUUCUAAGACGGACCCCACUACAUAUCCAUUGUUUGAAACCAAAUGUCAACAUGACCCAACACUUGGAUUUUUCCCCUUAAACUCCACCUCCUUUGGAUUUCGUUAUCAGACCUUUAAAUUCGUCAACUUUGACCUAGUGUACCUGCACUGUAAAGCUUUCGUGUGUUUGCUGUCAGAGAAAACAGCUGAAUGUGACAGGAGCUGCAACUCAACACUAGCAGGACGAAGAAGACGAGAAAUAAUUACUAGCAGGACAAAUGCAGUGUAUUCAAAACAUAUUUACUAUGUUGACAGUCCGGCUAUUCAUUUUUAUAAGGAAGGUACUGAUAAUUCAGUAGUCAGGAACUGGAAUGUAUCUACAGGUCAUACAAUAACCCCUUUGACGACCAGAAAUUUAAAGCCUUUUUUAACAACAUCACAUCCAACAACACUAUUGACAAUGUCACGGAAGACAAUGCUUCCUACAACAACAAAACCAACAACAAAAUCAAUACAGGAAUCAUCACCAACGACGGCAAAAACAGAGAAAUUAGAAACACAGAAACCAAUAACAGCAUCAUCUCAGAAACUAACAACAGCUUCAACUCAGAAACCAACAACAGCAUCAACACAGAAACCAACAACAGCAUCCACAACAACUACCACUCAAAUGCCAAAGUCAGAUUAUUCAACAUCUGUGAAAAUUGAGAAAGUGACGAAUAUUCCCACAACACGGAGAUUGAAGCCUGUUGUAAACAAAUUCGCUGAUUAUCCAAAGUCCUCAGGAUUAUCAAGAACUGGCAAUGACGUUCAUAGUACCUGCCAAAAGACUUAUGAUUUUCUAAAUUUUAUUUUAUAU